Larimichthys crocea (large yellow croaker) is the source of this 1163-nucleotide messenger RNA. RefSeq names its product cytochrome c oxidase assembly factor 6 (gene coa6). The transcript is spliced from 3 exons. Gene Ontology annotation, biological process: mitochondrial ATP synthesis coupled electron transport; respiratory chain complex IV assembly. The coding region runs from base 237 to 479 and encodes 80 amino acids. Lineage: Eukaryota; Metazoa; Chordata; Actinopteri; Sciaenidae. The record is from RefSeq and is a predicted model, not a curated record. Gene Ontology annotation, cellular component: mitochondrion.
ACCUGGUACUGAGCGUCAACCGCGCCUUUGCGUCAUCACGCAGCGACAAGGAAGUGCGGCGUCCUUCACUUCACCACAGCCUGCGCACGUUAUGGAGGACCUGUGUUUGUAGUUUAUUAACAGUAUUACCUUUUGUUUUUUAAGGUUUGAUGGAGUGACAGGAGCGAGCAGCAGCGGUGUUUGGGACUGAUAAAUGGUUUUGUGAGUUUUUAAGCGUUGAAUCCGGUCAAGCAGUGAUGACAGCUCCAAACUCUGCAGAGAGGAAGGCCUGCUGGGACGCCAGGGACAGACUAUGGAAAUGUCUGGAUGACAAUCAGGACAAAGCUGCAUCCUGCCAGAAGUUCCAGAGCGAGUUUGAGGCAAAUUGCCCGGCUCAGUGGGUGAAAUAUUUCACCAAGAGGAGAGACUUCCUGAAAUUCAAAAAGAAGAUGGAGAAGGAUAGCUUCACGCCUGCUGAAGGCCCACGCCAGCCUUCCUAACCAGCAGACAGCAGACCAUCAGAAUCUGCAGACUGACUUUUAGCCUUAUUCAGACCAGGGCCAGAGGUGCAGGACUCGGAGCGGAUUUUAAAAACUUUACUGUGGACGGAGUACCCAUUUAUUUAUUUGUACCAGUGUAAGCUGCAUCAAGAAACCAUGAGCGACCUGAAUUGUUUGAGUUGCUCUCAUCAGAAAUGCGUGACACCAGCUCAUGUUAACCCGCUCAGCUGCUCUGAGAUGUUGCUCAACAAAAGAAAUGGAAACUACGACAGGGGAAAUUUCAGUGAAUCCAGUUUUCCCGGCCAGUUGGAUUUCCCCGUGGAGAACCUUUUCUAUUGUUCCUUGUGAACAUUUAAAUGAUGUUGAAAUACUCCUGCAGCUCUGACACAUAUCCACAUGUACAGUCCUCCACACACACACCAACACGGCUUUGUGAAUUUUCUGAUUGUGUUGAAUGAAAGUUUCCAGAACACAGAGAAGUGUACUGCCUCUGCUUUGUGUGUUUUUGUGCAUUCAAACCAAUCAUGAGUCCUGAUCGAUUAAAUCCUCCUAGUGUGAUUUACAGACUAAUGCUGAUUAUUAAUGGUUGCUGAUACUUAACUUUUAUUUCAUGAGGCAAAAUCUAAGUGUGACUGAUUUGUGGUGGUGUAUUUAAAUAAAUAAAACAUACAAUCAGUGCUUUUA